AUGCCUGCUACCACCGCAGAGACUCUGUCUCUCGUCACACGGAACGUCUCCGUUGCCCCUCUCGUUCUUCUUUCCGUUGUCGAUCACUACAACCGGGCGGUAGUCAAGGGAUCGAAACGCAGAGUGGUCGGUGUCCUUUUGGGCUCUAACGAUGGCAAGAACGUCCGCGUAUCCAACAGUUUCGCAGUACCCUUCGAGGAGGAUGACAAGGACCCCUCAGUGUGGUUCUUGGACCACAACUACGUCGAGGGCAUGAACGACAUGUUCAAGAAGGUCAAUGCAAGGGAAAAGCUGAUCGGCUGGUACCACUCCGGACCCAAGCUGCGGGCGUCGGAUCUCGAGAUCAACGAGUUGUUCAAGCGCUACACCCCGAACCCUCUCCUAGUCAUUAUUGAUGUACAACCGAAGGAGGCGGGCGUGCCAACGGACGCAUACUUCGCCGUGGAGGAGAUCAAGGAUUAUGUCCAGGACGGCACAACCACCUCAAGAACCUUUGUCCACACUCCGUCAAUCAUCGAGGCCGAGGAAGCAGAGGAGAUUGGUGUCGAGCACCUUCUCCGCGAUAUUCGCGACGUUGCAGUCGGCACCUUGUCGACCCGGAUAACAAACCAGCUCCAGUCCCUCCAAGGGCUACACCUCCGUCUGCGCGACAUUGGCGCCUACCUCCAAAAGGUCCUCGAUGGCCAACUCCCGGUCAACCACGCCAUUCUAGGCAACCUCCAAGACGUCUUCAACCUUCUGCCCAACCUGUCGACGCCGCCAAAGGGUGACGGCAAGUCGAGCGGCGGCGAGCUCUCCCAUGCCAUGAGCAUCAAGACAAACGACCAGCUCAUGGCCAUCUACCUCAGCAGUCUGAUCCGUGCGAUCACGGCCUUCCACGACCUCAUCGAGAACAAGAUCCAGAACCGACAGCAGCAGGAGGAGAAGGAGGCCAAGAAGGACGAGGCAAACGGCAAGGAGGAGAAGAAGGAUGAUAAGGCCAACGGCGUGAACGGCGAGUCUAAGGAGUCUUCGGACAAGGAUAAGGAGGCGAAGGAGAAGAAGAAGUAG
This is a messenger RNA of Colletotrichum chrysophilum, 1050 nucleotides long. RefSeq names its product proteasome regulatory particle subunit (gene RPN8). The record is from RefSeq and is a predicted model, not a curated record. Lineage: Eukaryota; Fungi; Ascomycota; Sordariomycetes; Glomerellales; Glomerellaceae. The coding region runs from base 1 to 1050 and encodes 349 amino acids. Gene Ontology annotation, biological process: proteasome-mediated ubiquitin-dependent protein catabolic process. The transcript has 3 exons. Gene Ontology annotation, cellular component: proteasome regulatory particle; proteasome complex. Gene Ontology annotation, molecular function: protein binding; metallopeptidase activity.